AUGUCCGAGCCGCCCCCGCGGGGCGCCGAGCGCGACCUGUACCGGGACACGUGGGUGCGUUACCUGGGCUACGCCAAUGAGGUGGGGGAGGCCUUCCGCUCCAUGGUGCCCGCGGCCGUGGUGUGGCUGAGCUAUGGGGUGUCCAGCUCCUAUGUGCUGGCUGACGCCAUCGACAAGGGCAAGAAGGCAGGAGAGGCGCCAAGCCCCGAAGCCGGCCGCAGCACCCGGGUGACGGUGGCCGUGGUGGACACCUUCGUGUGGCAGGCCCUGGCCUCCGUGGCCAUCCCCGGCUUCACCAUCAACCGCGUGUGCGCGGCCUCUCUCUACGUCCUGGGCGCCGCCACCCGCUGGCCCCUGGCCGCCCGCAAGUGGACCACCACCGCCCUGGGGCUGCUGGUCAUCCCCGUCAUCAUCCACCCCAUCGACAGGUCAGUGGACUUCCUCCUGGACUCCAGCCUGCGCAAGCUGUACCCCUCCGCCGAGAAGCCCAGCUCCUCCUGA
Messenger RNA from Pipistrellus nathusii (Nathusius's pipistrelle), 501 nucleotides. The record is from the annotation of a GenBank genome assembly. NCBI's taxonomy places the organism in Eukaryota, Metazoa, Chordata, Mammalia, Chiroptera, Vespertilionidae.